AUGAAACAAAUCGUCGACGGCUACGAGAGGGGGGGUGGGGUCGCGGGGGGUCUGGUAUCAGCGUCCGUGAAUUCGGCGAUUCGUCACGCGGCGCGCGGUCGCGGGUUGCUGACCGUCAUAGGUAGCGUGACGCGGCCGCGGAGGGGCGCGCGGGGCGGGGCGAGACGAGAGGGGGGGAGAGGGGCACGGGAGGGACGGAGGGAGGGGGAGGCGCCCUUGCGCGAAGGUGAGGCGACAAUUAACGCGCGGUCAUUCCACCGCGGCUGGCGCGGUGUCAACGAUUCCGAUCAUCCUGCUGCGAUAGCGGGCGACCGGACGCGACGCCCGCGCCGCCGCCGCGUCGCGCCGCGGGCCCAGGGCUGCCGCGGCCCCGUCUCGAUUUCUAACCACGCAGCCCUGCGCGACCCGCCCGCCAUGUUGUCCCGCUUAAUUGCGCGCCGCACGCGCCUUCGCGCGGUUAUCGUCCACAGCGGGGAUUCUGCCCGGUUGAGCCGAAACUUGCACAAAGAAAGUCGACCGAAUAUUCAAUUCGGAGAGUUACGUAAUACUGUAAUAGAGGCUCGGAGACUAGGAGUCGCGAAAGCACAGGUGGUGUUCGCAGCGACCCAUCGAUCUCGCGCGGGGCCCCGGCGCCGCCCACGCCGCCUUCCACUCUCCUACACAUGCCCGCUUCGCCGCUUCGCGCGCCGCUCGCUCAUUAGGGAGCGGCGAGACGUUAAAUAUAGGCGGCCGGGAAAACGCUUCGCGCGCGGGGGAAAUGCAUCGCGCGCGGUGCGCCGCUCGGAGCCGCUAAAUUUACCGGCCGAGGGCCGCGAGGCGGGCGCGCUCGUAAAAGUGAAAAAAAAAAAAAAAAGAAAAAAAGACGCAACGAACGCGGCGGGCUCGAUUACAGAGGCGAUUUUACGAGCGCGCUCCUCUCGGCGGCCGCGGCGCGUAGUUUUUCCGUCAGGCCGCGCCAUAAACAAGCCCCCCCCUCUCCUCUCCCCGUCCCCCGUGCCGCCCGCUCGUAAACUAAGCGCAGAUAGCGGGAGGACU
Molecule: messenger RNA, 1035 nt
Organism: Iphiclides podalirius (scarce swallowtail)
Lineage: Eukaryota; Metazoa; Arthropoda; Insecta; Lepidoptera; Papilionidae
Source: the annotation of a GenBank genome assembly